CUCCUCCGGCGCGCUCCUCGCUCCCCGCGCGGCGCGCUCGGCCCUGGAGCCGCGGAACCCGCGCGUUCUCUGGGCGCGGAGGACACGCCUGUCCUGGUCGAGAAAACUUUUCCUGCCGACUCCGUCGUGGCGGCAGUGGCAGGAAGUCGGGGCAGCGACCUCUCCCUCCCCUGCCGGCUCCGCGCGCCCCGCCGGGUGUCGGUCACCAGCGGGAGAGCAAGUUUGCGGGGCCCCGUCCCUGGCCGCUCAGGAGUCCGCCUCGCAGGGACCGCCAGCCCCGGGGAGGGCAGCGGGCCGGGGCGUAGGCCGAGGGCGCGCGGCGGCUCUGGAGACGAGGUGCGGAGCGCGGCCGGAACCCGCGCUACCGUAGAGCGCGAAGGGUGUGCAGCCCGGAGCAGAGAGCCCUCGGCGGUCGCCGGCUCAAGUCCCCAGUCCUCCGCCUCUUUCGUGUGUGGACCGUGACCUGGCCCCGAGUCUAUCGAGGAAAAAUGAAGUUAAGUCGCCAGUUCACCGUGUUCGGCAGCGCGAUCUUCUGCGUCGUCAUUUUCUCCCUGUACCUGAUGCUGGACAGAGGUCACUUGGAUUACCCUCGGGGCCCGCGCCAGGAGGGCUCCUUCCCGCAGGGCCAGCUUUCAAUACUGCAAGAGAAGAUAGACCAUUUGGAGCGCCUGCUGGCUGAAAACAAUGAGAUCAUCUCCAAUAUCAGAGACUCAGUCAUCAACCUGAGCGAGACUGUGGAGGAUGGCCCCAAAGGCUCACCAGGCAAUGGCAGCCAGGGCUCGGCACACCUCCUUCCUCUACAGUCAGCCCUUCAUGCUGACCCCAAAGACUGCUUGUUUGGCCCACAGAGCGGAAGUCAGCGCCCGGAUGUGCAGAUGUUGGAUGUUUAUGAUCUGAUUCCUUUUGAUAACCCGGAUGGCGGAGUCUGGAAGCAAGGAUUUGACAUUAAGUAUGAAGCUGACGAGUGGGACAGUGAGCCCCUCCAAGUUUUUGUGGUGCCACAUUCCCACAAUGACCCAGGUUGGUUGAAGACUUUCAAUGACUACUUUAGAGACAAGACUCAGUAUAUUUUUAAUAACAUGGUCCUAAAGCUGAAAGAAGACUCAAGCAGGAAGUUUAUGUGGUCUGAGAUCUCUUACCUUUCAAAAUGGUGGGAUAUUAUAGAUAUUCCGAAGAAGGAAGCUGUUAAAAGUUUACUGCAGAGUGGUCAGCUCGAGAUUGUGACAGGUGGCUGGGUUAUGCCCGAUGAAGCCACUGCACAUUAUUUUGCCUUAAUUGACCAACUAAUUGAAGGGCAUCAAUGGCUGGAAAAAAAUCUAGGAGUGAAACCUCGAUCAGGUUGGGCCAUAGAUCCUUUUGGACAUUCACCCACAAUGGCUUAUCUUCUGAAACUCGCUGGGUUUUCACACAUGCUCAUCCAGAGAGUCCAUUAUGCAGUGAAAAAACACUUCUCACUGCAAAAAUCUCUGGAGUUCUUUUGGAGGCAGAAUUGGGACCUGGGAUCUGUCACGGACGUGUUGUGUCACAUGAUGCCCUUCUACAGCUAUGACAUCCCGCACACCUGUGGACCCGACCCCAAAAUAUGCUGCCAGUUCGACUUUAAACGGCUUCCUGGAGGCAGAUACGGCUGUCCCUGGGGAGUGCCGCCAGAAGCAAUAUCUCCUGGAAAUGUCCAAAGCAGGGCUCAAAUGCUGUUGGAUCAGUACCGGAAGAAGUCCAAACUCUUCCGUACUAAAGUUCUCCUGGCUCCUCUAGGAGACGAUUUCCGGUUCAGUGAAUACACAGAGUGGGAUCUGCAGUACAGGAAUUACGAGCAACUAUUUAAUUACAUGAAUUCCCAACCCCAUCUUAAAGUGAAGAUCCAGUUUGGAACUUUAUCUGAUUAUUUUGAUGCAUUGGAAAAAGCAGCAGCAGCAGCGGAGAAGAGGAGUGGCCAGUCCCUGUUCCCCGUCCUGAGUGGAGACUUCUUCACCUACGCCGACCGAGACGAUCACUAUUGGAGUGGGUACUUCACAUCCAGACCAUUCUACAAACGGAUGGAUAGGAUCAUGGAGUCUCGCUUGAGGACUGCUGAAAUUCUUUACUAUUUGGCCUUGAAGCAAGCUCAGAAAUACAAGAUAAGUAAGUUCCUCUCGUCACCACACUACACAACACUGACAGAAGCCAGAAGGAACCUAGGACUCUUUCAGCACCAUGAUGCUAUCACAGGAACCUCGAAAGACUGGGUGGUUGUGGAUUAUGGUACCAGACUCUUUCAGUCAUUAAACUUUUUGGAGAAGAUAAUUGGAGACUCUGCGUUUCUUCUCAUUUUAAAGGAUAAGAAGAUGUACCAAUCUCAGCUUUCUGACUCCUUCUUAGAGAUGGAUAUGAAGCAAAGUUCACAAGAUUCUCUGCCAAAAAAAUCCGUAAUACAACUGAGUGCAAAGGAGCCAAGGUACCUCGUGGUGUACAAUCCCUUCGAACAGGAACGGGAGUCGGUGGUGUCCAUCUGCGUGAACUCGGCUGCAGUACAAGUGCUGUCUGACUCGGGAAACCCUGUGGAGGUUCAAGUCAGUGCAGUCUGGAGUGAUGCAAGAACGAUUUCACAAUCAGCCUACGAGGCUUCUUUUCUAGCUCACAUACCACCACUGGGAAUGAAAGUGUAUAAGAUCUUAGAAUCACAGAGUGCAAGUUCACACAAGGCUGAUUACUUCCUGUACAAUGAUGGAGUAGCAGAAAAUGGAAUAUUCCACAUGAAGAACAUGGUAGAUGCAAAGGAUGCCAUAACCAUAGAGAACUCCUUCCUGGAGCUCUGGUUUGACCGAUCUGGGCUUAUGGAGAGAGUGAGAGCCAAAGAAGACGGGAAACAGCACGAAGUCAAGGUGCAGUUUCUAUGGUAUGGGACCACAAACAAGAGAGACAAGAGUGGCGCCUAUCUCUUCCUGCCUGAUGGGCAGGGCCAGCCAUAUGUUUCCUUACGACUGCCCUUUGUCAGAGUGACUCGUGGGAGGGUCUAUUCAGAAGUGACCUGCUUCUUUGAACAUGUGGCUCAUAAAGUCCGACUCUACAACGUACAGGGAAUAGAAGGACAGUCGAUAGAAGUUUCUAACAUCGUGGACAUUCGAAAUGUGCAUAACCGUGAGAUUGCUAUGAGAAUUUCAUCGAAAAUAAACAACCAAAAUAGAUUUUAUACUGACUUAAAUGGAUACCAGAUUCAACCUAGAAGGACAAUGAGCAAAUUGCCUCUUCAAGCCAAUGUUUACCCGAUGAGCACGAUGUCGUAUAUCCAGGAUGCUGAACACCGGCUCACACUGCUCGCGGCUCAGUCCUUAGGCACAGCCAGCUUGGCUUCUGGUCAAAUCGAAGUCUUCAUGGAUCGAAGACUCAUGCAAGAUGAUAAUCGUGGCCUUGGGCAAGGCGUACAUGAUAAUAAGAUCACAGCUAAUUUGUUUAGAAUCCUGCUGGAGAAGAGAAAUGGUGUGAACAUGGAAGAGGACCAGAAGAGUCCAGUCAGUUACCCUUCCCUCCUCAGCCACCUGACCUCCUCCUUCCUCAACCAUCCGUUCCUUCCCAUGAUACUAAAUGCCAAGCUCUCGUCACCCGCCGUCCAGCUGCUGAGUGAGCUGCCUCUGCUGCAGUCAUCUUUACCCUGUGACAUCCAUCUGGUUAACCUGCGCACAAUACAGUCAAAGAUGGGCAAAGGCUACUCAGAUGAAGCAGCCUUGAUCCUCCACAGGAAAGGGUUCGACUGCCAGUUCUCCAGUAGAGGCAUGGGUCUUUACUGCUCUACUACUCAGGGAAAGAUGUCAGUCCCAAAACUUUUCAACAAGUUUGCUGUGGAGAGCCUCAUCCCUUCCUCUCUGUCCUUGAUGCAUUCACCUCCAGAUGCCCAGAAUCUAAGUGAAGUCAAUCUGAGUCCCAUGGAGAUCAGCACAUUCCGUAUCCGCUUGAGGUGAAACUGACUGUCAGAUUUGAGUGGAGAAACCCUGGCUUCCUUACCUUCCUUGGUUUUUACGUGCAAUAACUAAGCACAUUACUUUAGCUUCUGGCUACUGUGAGAACAUGAAUUCUGUGAUUUAUUUUUUUUUAAACCAGUCUAGUAAGAAAAGAAGAAAAGCCAUGCUUUCAAAAAGGUUUCUUUUUCUAAGUUUGUCCCUCAGAGCACCACUGUCAGCGUGAACUGACGGAACAAAAAUGAAGAAGUAUUGAACGACGACCCUCAACAGACUGUGUCUCAGGUCAAUGCCAACUAAUUAGGUUUGCAUCGAGGGCUGUAAAGAGAUUCUUCAAAAUGUUCAUUUUUCUGAUCCUUAGUUUUACAUAAAAAAGAUACCCUUGACCUAAAUGGAAAGGGGAAAAAAAAAAAAACAGAAGCUGGUGGGGGGUAGUUUGAUGGCCAAAAUAGUUGUAAUCAUUGAUCACUGCUACAAAUUUAAUUUUUUGUAAGUGUUUCAAAUAUGUGGAAAAGUGCAAUCCCUCAACCCUUAUGAUAAAUGUAGUUGAUUUUCAGACUCUUUCCCAACGGACCUCUUGACCGCCCUUCCCCACCCAUACAUUUAAGGUAAUAACUGAUUUUUGUAGUCAUUCACCAGUAGAAAGAGAGACAUAUUUUCAUUACUUGACGAUGUGGGAUAGGUGCGAUUUAUCCCAUUGUCACUGAAACGGAAGAAACAAUUCCAUUUUCGGUGCCACAAGGUGUCUUUGUACACAGCUCAUUUGGAUACAGGUGUUCCAAGGCGGGGUUUCUAUUUUUAAAUUACCAUAUCAAAAAUAAAUGUGCCUUAUUUUUUUAUAAGUCUUGUUAAGUCUUUUGGUGUCCAUAUUAAUGUUUGGGAAAGGGAGGGGUGUUGGGAGGCUGGGACCGGGGAUGGGUACUUUCUAUGACACAUAAAUUAUGUAACUUUUGCUUGAUAAUGCUGGCCACAUUCUGAUCUGUUUCAUUACAUUUGUGGUGGUGUUACUCUAAACAUUUUGACUAUUUGAAUGUACUGAGAUGUCAGAAAACAAAACAAGGAAGAAAAAUAUUGUUAAUUAAAAUAUGCUGCUGCCAAGGAAACUGCAACUUGAAGCAAGGAUUUUGUAGCACACGAGAUCCAAAUACUGUUUGCAUUUCACAGUAGUAACCAUUUUAAAGAGAGAAUGCUUUAAGGACAGGCUGUUUUAGAACCCGCGCAUGUGGCUCAUCUUGAUGUCUCUGGCUAAAGAACAUGUCCCAAACUCUUGCGUGUGGUGAACUCAGAGUGUUACUCUAGCCCAUGUACCGUCACAGGACUUUAAGUUAAUUUGAGAUCAUUGUUUCUGUAAUAUAAUAGUAGUAUUUAAUGUCUGCCUAGAAAUGGAUUCUCUGGUUGUGUACACUUGAAAAACUCUCUUCAGUGUCAUAACCUGGUUUAGUAUUAUCUGACUUUAAGCUUCCAUUUACCUCUUGCCAUUCCAAUACCUUACAGAGAAAACUCAUUUCCACCUCACCGUUUAUUCCGAUAGUCAUCUGACUUUCUGCUCAGGACACAGCUCCUACGUUCUCUGUUCUGUUCUGCUUACAAACUCCUUUGCCUGCAAUCGUUAAGGAAACAGUACCAGAGUUGACGACAAUACUGCAAGGGUAUAACUUCGUGCAAUAAGCAUAUGAUGUACAUUCCCUUCCUCGUUUGUUGGGGAAUAAGCAACUAAAACACAAUAAAGUGACUUCCUUCUGUAGACCUCUACAGACAUUGGCUAGGAUAGCCAGGAGCCAAUCCUAGGAAUGUGAUCAGUAUUCUCGUUGUAUCCUAAGGGUGCACCUUCCUGUGGGUGUUCACUGUUCACUGUGUGCUGUGGUUAAGUGUCUACAGGAAGUCUGGUGACAUGAAAUGGAGGCUGAUGCAAUAAAAGUGGAUCUGCCCUGUGUCGGUGGGGCUCUUACUCAGUGCGUGUUGGUGCCACAAGCUAUUUACUCAUAGGUGAAGCAGAAACUCUAUUUAACCAGCAAGUUUCUGCUACUUAAAGUUAUUUUCAGUCUGCGGCAUCAGGGAGAUGAAGAGAGGGCUUUUUGCCUUGGGUUAUGGUCAAGAACUAACUAAAUAAUUCAGUUUCUGUGGCACACAUGCACAGGCAGCCUCACGUCAGUCAUCUGUUUGGCUAGAUUUCAUUAUAUCUAUUGUCGCAGGUGUUCAGCGGGCCGGGGCCUUGCUUUACAACUCUCUCCCCACGUCUUGAAAUUUUAAUUGUGUUUAUUAGGUGCAUUGUUCAAAUAUCACCAUCCUCCUUUUCUAAACAAUAGCGAUUUAAGUAAAAUGCUGUAAGAUGCUAUAAAUCGUUGUAAUUCUCUUCCUGUGUCUUUGUACUUGUGCCGAAAUGUCUUCACGGGCCUUUGUCAAGAAGAAAAUGUCUGCUUUCAUUCUGAUUAUUUUGCUCAUUGAAAUCAACAGGUUUUGAUAUUUUUCUCUUGGAAGAUUUUUAUAACUUUUUGGGAAUAUGUAAUAUAAGAUCGCUAAUAAAAUAUAAUCUUAUCCUGUG
Molecule: messenger RNA, 6474 nt
Organism: Mesocricetus auratus (golden hamster)
Lineage: Eukaryota; Metazoa; Chordata; Mammalia; Rodentia; Cricetidae
Gene: Man2a1
Product: mannosidase alpha class 2A member 1
Exons: 22
Coding region: 489-3935 (1148 amino acids)
Biological process (GO): protein deglycosylation; mannose metabolic process; N-glycan processing
Cellular component (GO): Golgi membrane
Molecular function (GO): alpha-mannosidase activity; carbohydrate binding
Source: RefSeq, a predicted model, not a curated record